AUGCCGGGCCGGGACCUGACGGUGGUGCGCAUCCCGCUGCGACGCGCGAAGCACCACUUCGGCGCGGCAUCUGCGCGCGGCAGCCGCCCCUACAACGAGGACACAGACCAGGCGGGCAUCAUCGACGUGCCCGCCUUUGCCAAGCGCGCACCGCAGUCGGUCGUCAGACAGAAGCCCGGCGAGGCCAAGGCGCCCGAGGGCGCGCUAGGCGACCCGCAGAUCUUCUACUUUGGCAUAUUCGACGGUCACGGGGGUACCCAGUGCUCUGCGUACCUUCGGGACGGGCUGCACACGUACAUUGAGAAGGCGUCGGCCGACUUUGGCCUCAAGAGCACGCUGCAGCGGAACCGCCACACCGUAGUUUCGCGCCCCCUCUCUUCUGGAACUGAGGACGCAGAGGAGCCCCAGGACCAGGCUGGCGCCGGCGAUAAGCCUCCCAGGGGCGAGAGCCGAGCCAUCCAGAUGGAGCGCGACCUGGUGAGCGAGUACCGGAGCACGAUAGGCGGGUACUACCGGCGCUUCAACCCGCCGUACUUUAACCUGUCAGACGAUAAGGAGCCCGAGAUCUGCUUAGAGUCCGUGCUCUCGUACGCCUUCCUCCGCGCAGACCUGGACUUUGUCAGGGCGCAGGCCGACCGACCAGACCCAGACGACCCUCGCGUGGGCGACACGCCGCUCAACAACGACGAGAUCCUGGGAUCUCCGAGCGCGCGCGCGCCCGUUCCAGGUCCCAGCGAUAUGCGCUUCAAGGGCGGGUCGACGGCGUCUGUGGCGCUGAUUUCGACGCCCACGCCUACGCCAUUCUGGCACCCGGACGCGCACUCGACGCUGGUGGUGGCGCACGUGGGCGAUACGCGGGUACUCCUGUGCGAGACGGCAACGGGCCAGCCCCACCCGCUCACGUCGGACCACCACCCCACCACACCGACCGAGUCGCGCCGCCUCCGCCGCUACGCCCCGGCCGGUUCCAUGGUGUCGGGCGACAGCUUUGGCGAGGAGCGCAUCGCCGGCCUGGCCAACAGCCGCGCCUUUGGGGACAUACGCUCCAAGCGCAUCGGCGUCUCGGCCGAGCCCGAGCUCUCCCGCAUCGACAUGCGCCCGGCCCAGUACGCCUUCCUCGUCCUCACCAGUGACGGCGUCUCCGCCACCCUGACGGACCAGGAGAUCGUCGACGUCGUCAAGGAGGCCCCAACCCCGGAGCGCGCCGCCCGCGCCGUCGUAGACUACGCCACUGAGGUCUCCCACGACGGUGACAACGCCACUUGCCAGGUCAUCAGGCUGGGUGGCUGGGCGAGGAGAUCCGAAGGCGGCCUGGGUAGUCUGGGCACAAAGGAGAUACGUGACCAUCGCAGGGCAGAGGCCCUCGAUCCUAGGAGGACGAAGCAGUAG
Messenger RNA from Geosmithia morbida, 1389 nucleotides. RefSeq lists its product as uncharacterized. Bases 1 to 1389 code for a protein of 462 amino acids. Gene Ontology annotation, biological process: protein dephosphorylation. Gene Ontology annotation, molecular function: protein serine/threonine phosphatase activity; cation binding. The transcript has a single exon. NCBI's taxonomy places the organism in Eukaryota, Fungi, Ascomycota, Sordariomycetes, Hypocreales, Bionectriaceae. The record is from RefSeq and is a predicted model, not a curated record.